CUAUUGUACAAAAAACGGACGAACGCCACAUAGAGAAACGCAUAAACAAAACAAACAGCGGUAUGUGUUAAAGUGAUAAAAAUACGGAAAACUCUUUUUAUUUAUUUAAAAGAAAAACAAAAAGAAAUUUUAUUAUUGAAUUGUUGAAAUGAAAGAUCAGUAUAAGAAAGCACUUAUGAAUGUGGUGCACGAAACGAGGAAAACCGUGCGCACUUACGCAUUAUAAGCAGCUACUGCGUCGGGCGAAAGAUUUUUCGUGUAGUUGUGUCCGUGUGUGAAAAAGGGGAGGGAAUUGGUUUGUUAAAUUGGACUGUGAAGAAAGUAGAAAUGGUAGAAACUCUAUCGUCGCCGCCUUCGAAAGAUUUCGACUAAUACUGCACAGAAAAUUCAAUGCAAACUUAGUCCUUGUGAUAAAAAAAAAAAAAUAUUAAAAAUACAUUAUGUGCGCUAUUAAAAUAAGAUGAAAAAAUACUUAAGUAAAAAUAGUACAACUGCUCGAAUUGGGUAUAUUUACAUACGAAAGCAAAACAGCUAAAUACAAAAGUGUAUACCUGGUGAAGGUGCAGCGCAGCUAUACGGUGGCAUUAAAAACGCUGACAAUACGGAAAAUUGUGUAGCGUAAAAACGUAUACACGGGUGAGGUCAAGUAGGCUGACCACUCGUACCAACGCUUAAAACGCAGUCAGGCAGUCUGCUACUUGUACAUCGAUGUAGGGUGAGGCUGCAACAUAGUGAAUUUAUGCAUUUGCGACCAUCAAACAAUAUUUUAAACACAUAUAUAAACGGUUAAAUUACAGUGAAGUUAACGUACAAAGCGACAGCCAUAAAGUUCUGCAAUUCUACACAACAAAAAUCAGACAAAAAAAGAAAGCGGGCCAUUGGCCAGUGAUUGUAAGCAUUAUAUCCUGUUUCUGACACCGAAGCGAUGGUGAAAGUGCUUGCAAUGCCGCGAGUGAUAUUGGCCGACGUUGUAUUUACAGUGGCAAAAAUAUUAUCCUGUAAUCCAAUAUGGGUGUGCCGGGUAUUUGUAAAGCAUAACUAAAAAUUAAUUUGCGCAGCAGCAACCGUAAUAGACGAUUUCACAGUGUUAUAAAUAAUCAAGUUUGGAAGGAAGAAGAGGCAAGGAAGCAAAAUUAAGCCAACAAGCCGGCAAGCCAUAUUUGGCCCACCCCGCACUGCUGUUUAUACUGCAUUGACAUUCACACACACACUUGCUUUCACAUAAAAGUUAUUGUGAAAACAGUUUGCCUGCUGAAUGCGGUUUAAUCACGUUUUGCCCACUGCGCUCCGCUACGCAAAAAUAAACUGCGGAUGAAAAAGAUAAUUCUACAUAGUUUGCGACAACUAUUUUGCCAAUGCCUAAUAACGUUAUAAAGCAUAGCAGCGCCAGCGCCAGCAGUGCCAGUAAUGGGCGCAGCAGCAGCAGUAACAAUAGUAGCAGCAGUAGUAGUGCCAAUGCCAAUCCAGCAAAGUCAAUUAUUAGCCAUAAAAAUGAGACGAUGUCUACGUACGUGGGAUCGUCCAACACACUGCCAGACAAAAGCGUUAUAAUUAAACAAUCAAACAACAACGAACGCAUCGCUACACAUCGGCGUGAUGGUUCCAAUAUAACGGGAAUACAGCGUCCAAUCUAUCGUAAGUUACAGUAUAUUAGCCCACAGACGCAUUUUCGCAAUGGCGCCGCAUCAGCGGAAGCCUUAGGAGAUGCCACGCUGAAUGACAGUCGUAGCGAUGUGCUUGUCUACUCCGAAGAUGGGCAUUUGGUAUCGGCUAGUUUGGAAGCGCUCAUCACGCAUAUGGUGCCCACCAGCGAGUAUUACCCAGAGGAGAAUUUCAUUUUCGCAUUUCUGCUUAGCGCGCGCCUCUAUGUUCGGCCACAUGAACUGCUUGCGCAAAUAUCACAAACGUGGGAGCGGCAACAGCAACAGCAGCAGGAACAGAAACAACAACAUAAUCUACAGCAAGGCGUGGACGUUGUCGAUGAGGCACAUUUUGGGCAUUUGGCUGUAGCCGCCUCAGCGUCACCGCUAAUGCAGCGCAAGACCGCGAAUAGCGCCGUUUUAUUGCCACCCACCAUUGGUCACAGUGAGGUCAAUGUAAUUGUAGAGGGCCAUCUCAAACAGCGCACCGCCGUACAGUUGAGUGCACAGAAUUGCAUACGUUUGCUUGCCGAAUGGAUCGAGACGUUUCCCUAUGAUUUUCGAGAUGAACGCCUGAUGCAGCAGGUGCGCAUAUUAGCGAGAAAAUGUGUCUACAUUGAUAAUGCGCUCGGUAGGCGCGUCUCGCGUAUUUUACAGCUACUCGUACAUCGUCUCACCGUACUCGAACAAUACGAGGCAACAUUGCAAGCAAUGGCAGCUACAGAUCUCACCGCGGCCGGCAGUAAUCAGCAACAACUACCGCACUACAACACAUCGGCAGCGGCGUCCACCACUGCGGCGAGCACGCAUAGCGGUACCCACAAUUCGCUAGUGGGUUGCGUAAAGAGUCACACACUACAUACAACCAGCAUAACAGAGGCACACAAACCGACCACAAUCACAAACAACUCGAACUCAUUGGGAUCCGUGGCCGUUGCGGCGGUGGCAGCGGCCAUAGAUGGCAGUAGUGCGCAUGAGGUGCACGGCAUUAUGGACAUAUGUCCAAGUUGUGCACAAUUGGCGCAUCAGUUGACCGCCAUUGAGCUGGAGCGGCUGUCACAUAUUGGUCCGGAAGAAUUUGUGCAAGCUUUCGCCAAGGAAUAUCAACACACUAUCGAUGGCAAAUCAACUGCGGCUACAACAACAACAACCAGCGUUGGAAAGUGCGAGCGUGCGAGUGUUGACUCCACAACGCUGCAUGAUAUGAAGAAAACGCGCAACCUAGAAUCGUACGUGGAGUGGUUUAACCGGCUGAGUUACCUGACGGCAACGGAGAUUGUGAAGUAUCCGAAGAAAAAGCAGCGUGUACGCAUUAUCGAAUACUGGAUAGAGACCGCGCGGGAGUGUUUCAAUAUUGGCAAUUUCAACAGUUUAAUGGCGAUUAUAGCUGGCUUAAAUCUAGCGCCCAUUUCAAGGCUUAAGAAGACGUGGUCAAAAGUGCAAUCUGCAAAAUUCUCUGUGCUGGAACAUCAAAUGGAUCCUACAUCGAAUUUCAAUAGUUAUCGCUCAACACUUAAGGCGGCCAUGUGGCGUUCGGAGGGCGCUACAGAGGAACGUGAACGCAUAAUCAUUCCAUUUUUUAGUUUAUUCGUUAAGGAUUUAUACUUUUUGAACGAGGGCUGCUCCAAUCGUUUGCCAAACAAUCAUAUCAAUUUCGAAAAAUGCUCACAACUCGCCAAACAGGUAAUGGAGUUCAACGAAUGGAAGAAGGUCACUUGUCCAUUUGAGCAAAUGCCAAAUGUGAUUGCAUAUCUGCAGACCAGUAGUGUACUCAAUGAGAACACAUUAUCGAUGGCGUCAUUCGAAUGUGAACCACCCGAAAAUACGGAGGAGAAGGGACGCUACAAAACGGUUAAAGCCGAAACUAAACAACAAUUAUUACAUCAACUGCAACAAGAGCAACAACAGCAACAUCAACACCAACCAUAGUCGUUUGCAACAGUGUUGCAACACAAGCAAAGAAGAAGAUGUUAUUUUUAUGACGGUAUGUGUAUGUAUGUACUAGUGGGUUUAGUGCGGCGCAAAUUAAGUUAUUUAGCGAAUGCUAUGCAUUAAUAAUGUGAAAAUGUAAUUUUAAAUAAUUUAAAGUUAAAGUUCGCCGGUUUGCAACCUAACCUCAAAAAGCUUUUGCGCUGCAUAACCCUCGUCUACGUUUAUUUUUGUUUCUCGCAAUUGUUGCAGAACGCUUGCCAUUUUUGAUACCUACUUUGAUAUUUUUCAAAACGUUUUUAACACAUAUUCUAAGUCUAGUUACAUUUAGCGUUAGCAUAUAAGAUGACAACAACAGUAAAAACAAAACAACAAGCCACAAAUAAAUAGCAACAUAGUAGCAUAAUGAAAAGGAAAACACACAAGAAACAAUUAAAAUUUACUUGCGAACAAUUUUGUGACUUCAAAAGUCAAAAAACAUACAUAUAUUUACAUAUAUAUAUAUUGUACUACUUAAAAUUCAACAUUGUCGCAACGGAAGCUGUGGUUGCCAGUAAUUGUACUUAAUGCAUUUAGUAAUUUAUCGAAUAACAUAUAACAAAAAAAAAAACAAAAACAAAAUGUAAGCAAAUCUCAAAUAACGCAAGAAAACUUUCGAUUACAAAUUUCUUUAAGAAAUUUCAGAAAUUAUUUUAGUUACUAAUUUUAAUUUUUUUACACAUUAAUCUAUAUAUAUUUUUUUUAUUAUUGUAAAUGACAACUUUUGUGUUUAACUUCAAAAGAAUUAAAUGUACAACCCUGUGUAUGUGUGUGUUUUGUAAUGUUUAAUUAAUGUUUAAACAAAUGAACACAAACAAAAAUAAAAAAAAAACUCUAUGUAAGUUGUAAUUGUACUAUAUACAUACAGACACACUUGCACAUGCAUUAUUUGCGCUAAUAUGUAAAAUGUAAAAUUUAUAAUGCACUCGAUAUACAUAUUUAUGCGUACAUUGUGUGUGUGUGCUCUAAUUGCUAAGUUGACAGUAUUGAUAUUUACAACUAAAAUUUACUAUUAUAUAGUUGAACACGAUGAACGCGGCGGGAACAAAAGAAAUUUGUAAACUAAAAGGAAAAGAAAGAAAACAAAAAUUAUAACUAAUACUAAUUAGUUAACGUUUGUAUUACACGUAAACAAAUGCUCACUACACAAAAGCGAAACAAAAUGCAGUAUUUAUGUUCAUGAACAUUUUCUUUAUAUACUCGUAAAUAAAAUAAAAAAAACAUUAUUAACAAAUUACUACAUUUACAACACACGCAAAUUAAAAAAAAAAAAAAAAAAAAAACAAAAAAUAAACUCAUAAACUUUUGAAAACCGAAAAUACAUAAAACACUGAUAUUAUGCGCAUAUUUGACGAAAAUAGUGUGAAGCAAACGAGAGCGAAUGAAUUGUGGUAGCUAUUACGAUGCUUUCCUUUAUAAGAUUAUUAAAACUAAGCUAUAAACUUUUUAAACAACAAAUCAACAACAAAAAACAGUAAACAAAACAAAAUUUGUAACAAAAUUCUCAAGCUGAAGCUGAAAACAACAAAUAAAUUCUACAAAAAAAAUCAA
Molecule: messenger RNA, 5159 nt
Organism: Zeugodacus cucurbitae (melon fly)
Lineage: Eukaryota; Metazoa; Arthropoda; Insecta; Diptera; Tephritidae
Product: ras-GEF domain-containing family member 1B
Exons: 6
Coding region: 1356-3569 (737 amino acids)
Biological process (GO): Ras protein signal transduction; positive regulation of GTPase activity
Cellular component (GO): plasma membrane
Molecular function (GO): guanyl-nucleotide exchange factor activity
Source: RefSeq, a predicted model, not a curated record